Rhododendron vialii is the source of this 619-nucleotide messenger RNA. RefSeq lists its product as uncharacterized. Lineage: Eukaryota; Viridiplantae; Streptophyta; Magnoliopsida; Ericales; Ericaceae. The coding region runs from base 69 to 437 and encodes 122 amino acids. The transcript has 3 exons. The record is from RefSeq and is a predicted model, not a curated record.
AUGAGCUCCCAUCGGAGAGUACUACUGUGCAUUUAAAUGGGUUUGUUACAAGAAAUCCAAAUCAUAUCAUGGAUUGGCAGCUGCCACAUAAAGACCCACAAAUCCAGAUCAUGAAGUUUUUGGAUUCAAAUGGCCUUCUUCCCAUCAGAGAAAAUUCCAAUGGCAUGGACAACAACAUGGGAUUACAACAAUCUUCAACCUUGGGCCUCCAAGGCCCAAAUAUCCAGCUAGACGAUGAGACAAGCCCAAGCAGUGGCAUGGAUGAUGAUGACAACCCGGCCCAGUUCGGGCACUUCAAUCCUGAUGUCAAUCUCUCACCUUGGAUUCAAUUUUACCCCACAGGAAAUGGGCCAUAUCCAGAUGCAGAGCCCAGAGAACGAGCGCAUUUAGAACCAUUUUUGUCUCAAUUGAUGCCUUUGAAUCAAGAUCGGAUUUGAAGGAGUUUCCAUUCCAUACUUGCGUAUUUAACUAGUUUUUUUUUUUUUUUGUGCUUGUUUAAUUUUCAAAUCUCCCGAAACACUUCGAAGCCGUUGUUUUUUCACCUUCCUUAUAAGUCUUAAGGACACACAUUGAUAUCACUGUGUUUGUAAAACUUUGCAUGGAAUUUACAUGAAAUACA